Molecule: messenger RNA, 1711 nt
Organism: Pistacia vera
Lineage: Eukaryota; Viridiplantae; Streptophyta; Magnoliopsida; Sapindales; Anacardiaceae
Product: protein DETOXIFICATION 27-like
Exons: 8
Coding region: 62-1543 (493 amino acids)
Biological process (GO): xenobiotic detoxification by transmembrane export across the plasma membrane
Cellular component (GO): membrane
Molecular function (GO): xenobiotic transmembrane transporter activity; antiporter activity
Source: RefSeq, a predicted model, not a curated record
AACAUUUCUCAGUUUUUUGAAAUCUCAAGAAAUAGCUUAGACACAAGAGAGACUUGUAAACAUGCCUAGUAACGGUGCAUUAGAAGAAACAAAGGUUCCUUUGUUAGAAGAUUUAUCAUCAUUUUCACCUGUCCGCUCCAAACAUGAACAAGAUGAUCAUGAAGAUCAAGAUUUUAAAACACGGUUUUCGAUUGAAUCAAAGAAGUUGUGGUAUAUAGUUGGUCCAGCCAUCUUCAGCCGCCUCGCUUCCUACUCUAUGCUCGUCAUCACCCAAGCCUUUGCAGGUCAUUUGGGUGAUCUUGAACUUGCUGCUAUCUCCAUCUCCAAUAAUGUCAUCGUUGGUUUCGACUUUGGUCUUUUGUUGGGAAUGGCAAGUGCUUUAGAAACGCUAUGUGGACAAGCUUAUGGCGCAAAAAAGUAUUACAUGUUGGGUGUGUACAUGCAACGUUCAUGGAUCGUGCUAUUCUUGUGUUGUGUUUUGCUUUUGCCUUUGUAUCUAUUUGCCUCACCAUUCUUGAAGGUGUUGGGCCAGCCAAAGGAUGUUGCAGAGUUAUCUGGGGUGGUUGCUAUGUGGAUGAUACCUCUUCAUUUCAGCUUUGCGUUUCAGUUUCCUCUACAGAGAUUCUUGCAAAGCCAACUUAAGACUAUGGUGAUUGCAUGGGUGUCUUUGUUGGCCUUAUUGGUGCAUAUACUUGUGAGUUGGCUGUUUGUAUACAGGAUGGAACUGGGUGUGAUUGGUACAGCUGUUACUUUAAAUUUUUCUUGGUGGGUUUUAACGAUUGGUCUCUUUGGUUAUGUUUUUUGGGGUGGGUGUCCUCUCACUUGGAAUGGUUUCUCCAUUGAAGCCUUUUCUGGUCUUUGGGAGUUUGUUAAACUCUCUGCUGCUUCCGGUGUAAUGCUAUGCUUGGAGAAUUGGUACUAUAGAAUAUUGAUACUGAUGACCGGAAAUUUGAAGAACGCAGAGAUCGCUGUUGAUGCUUUAUCGAUAUGCAUGGCAAUAAAUGGAUGGGAGAUGAUGAUUCCAUUUGCAUUCUUCGCUGGAACCGGAGUACGAGUUGCUAACGAGCUUGGGGCUGGUAAUGGGAAAGGAGCCAAAUUUGCUACAACAGUUUCAGUAGCGACAUCCGUCGUUAUAGGCCUCUUAUUUUGGUUAUUGAUAAUGAUCUUUCAUAAUGAACUUGCUUUGAUAUUCUCUUCAAGUGUACCUGUCUUACAAGCAGUAAACAAACUAUCUGUUCUCUUAGCAUUCACUAUUCUACUCAACAGUGUUCAACCAGUUCUCUCAGGGGUGGCCGUAGGAUCAGGAUGGCAAUCCUUUGUGGCUUACAUAAACUUGGGUUGUUACUAUCUGAUUGGAGUGCCUCUUGGAUUUGUGAUGGGAUGGGGCUUUCACCAAGGUGUUAUGGGAAUUUGGGCUGGAAUGAUUUUUGGAGGGACAGCAGUUCAAACCUUGAUACUGGCGAUAAUAACCAUGAGAUGCGACUGGGAUAAAGAGGCUGAGAAAGCAAGCCUUCAUGUGAGGAAAUGGUCAGAAACAAACUAAUUCAAUAAGAACGCAGGAUUUAUUUGACUGAAUAAAAGGAUGAAUCGCCAAGCGAUCUGAAUGGCUAGGCUUCAUUGCCUACUAAAUUUUGAUUGGCCUCAAAUUGCCAAAUCUGUAAAUGUGGUGCUAGUAUUCAAUGAAAUUAUAAAAUAUCGUAUUGUUUUUUAA